AUGCCUUCAGAUAUAGAUAACUCGGUGGCGACUGCAACUGAUUCAGAUGGUGACGAUGACGAUGACCUAAAUAUUGUUUCUGUUCGGCCACCAUCAUAUACUACUGGUUCACACAAGAGAUUACGAAGAGAUGGGCAAGAGCCGUCUACUACGAAUAACCACAAAAAGCAACGUGUAGAACGAGACGAAUCUCCUGAUUCCUCCUCCGAUAACAUCCUCGACGACGAAUUCAACGAUAGCGAAGCCGCAUACCAACAAUUCAAGAACCGAAAAAGCAUCCAACGAAAACGAGCCUCCCUAAACGAGCGACGAGCACGCAAAGGAAAGGCCAAAGAAACAGAAAAAGAUGGUGGCAUAUCCAGAAGGAGAAGGUCAGCUCCCGCUCGAGAUUCACUAGUUGGGCGCGUCCCCUCAGAACCGUCGCGAAAACCGAAACGAGUCAUGAGAGAAUACACUGAAGAUCUUGUAUCUUCCGAAGAUGAUUUGAUGGAACACACACUACCAGAUUUCCUACAACAGCGACGAUCCCAAUUCGAUGCGCGCAUGAACCGGCUCAAAGAAGCUGGGUUACGAUUACCGCCAAACUUUGACGACGUCGAGUUCUCAGAUGAUGAGAAUUUGGAGUUUUUAAAGGAAAAACCAUUCUUUAGGGAUGUGACACCUCCGAAACCAUAUGAGGAUAUUCCGUUGCCGUAUUCGCUGGGUCUUAUUCCCGCACCUAUUGCGCAGUGGUUGAGGGAUUAUCAGGUCGAAGGUGCUGCUUUUCUUCAUGAAUUAUUCGUCUAUCAAAAGGGUGGGAUAUUAGGCGAUGAUAUGGGUUUGGGUAAAACGGUACAGGUCAUUGCGUUUCUGACUGCUGCGUACGGGAAAACGGCGGAUGAGCGGGAUAUGAAACGCAUGCGGAAGUUGAGGAGAAGUGGGGAUGAUGUGUGGUAUCCCCGGACGCUGAUUGUGUGUCCCGGUACGUUGAUCGAGAAUUGGAAGUCUGAGUUGCAGCGUUGGGGUUGGUGGGCUGUUGGUCUGUUUCAUGGUGAUAGAAAGGAGGAAGCGCUGCAAGCUGCCAAGGCUGGAAGAUUGGAGAUUUUGGUUACGACGUAUGUGACGUAUCGCAUGAAUAAGGAUGCGAUCAAUAUGGUAGAAUGGGACUGUGUGGUUGCCGAUGAGUGUCAUCAGAUCAAGGAGCGCAAAUCGGAGACGACGAUAGCGAUGAACGAGAUCAAUGCUCUGUGCCGAAUUGGACUUACUGGCACCGCUAUCCAAAACAAAUAUGAGGAGCUAUGGACAUUGUUAAAUUGGACAAACCCGGGAAAACUGGGCCCUGUGACUGCAUGGAAGAGAGCUGUGGCUGAACCUUUGAAGAUUGGUCAGUCCCACGAUGCUACGUUAUAUCAGCUAAGCAAAGCGCGCAAGACGGCCAAAAAGCUGGUGCAGAAUUUGCUUCCAGAAUUCUUCCUCCGACGUAUGAAGACGUUGAUUGCAGAUCAACUACCCAAAAAGAGUGAUAGGGUAGUUUUCUGUCCUUUGACGGACACGCAGGCUGACGCCUACGAGAACUUUCUAAAUAGCGAUGCGCUGGUCUAUAUCAAAAAUGCAUCAGAAUUGUGUGAUUGUGGCUCAGGGAAGAAAUCCGGUUGGUGCUGCUACAAAUAUUUACCGUCCGGCCAGAAAUGGCAAAGCUAUGUGUUUCCGGCCAUACAGAAUUUGCAAAAACUCAGCAACCACCUUGCUAUCCUGAUACCGCAGGGACAAGACCCCCGAGAAAAGCAGGACAAGGAUUUGGAAAUGUUGCAACUCGCUGUUCCGGAUCGAUGGCGCGAACUGUAUCAAACCCGAGACUCGAUUAUCAACUACGCCAACCCGGAGUUCUGUGGGAAAUGGAAAGUGCUCCGCAAAUUGCUGAAAUGGUGGCAUGCCAAUGGUGACAAAGUUUUGGUAUUUUCACACAGUGUUCGGCUUUUGAAGAUGCUUCAAAUGUUGUUUAACCAUACUAGUUACAAUGUCAGCUAUUUAGACGGGGCCAUGUCGUACGAAGAUCGAGCGAAGGCCGUCGAUGAGUUCAAUUCGGAUCCUCAGCAGUUUGUGUUUCUGAUUUCAACGCGAGCUGGAGGCGUCGGACUGAAUAUCGUGUCUGCAAAUAAAGUCGUCGUGGUUGAUCCUAAUUGGAAUCCGUCUCAUGAUCUACAAGCGCAAGACCGGGCGUAUCGAAUCGGCCAACACAGAGAUGUGGAAGUAUUCCGACUCAUUUCUGCAGGCACAAUCGAAGAAAUUGUCUAUGCUCGUCAGAUAUACAAACAACAACAGGCCAAUAUUGGAUACAACGCCAGUACCGAACGAAGAUAUUUCAAAGGAGUGCAGGAGAAGAAAGAUCAAAAGGGUGAAAUCUUUGGUCUUUCCAAUCUCUUCGAGUAUCAGAAUAACAAUAUCGUUCUUCGCGAUAUUGUGAACAAAACCAAUAUUGCCGAGAGUAAAGCUGGCGUGCAAGUUAUCGGCGUUGAUUUGGAGCAAGACGAUGAUGACGCCAGCAGUUCCGACAAUGUCACGACGAAAUCUGCUGUUGACGAUGAGGAUGACGGGACUCUGAGUCAGAUUGCGGCUUUGAUACGUGGUGAGACGCCAUCAUCAUCAUCGGCAACAGCCUCACCUUCUCUUCAAGCAAACAAAAAACAUGACCCAAUACACGCCAUUCUCGCCAGCGCCGGGGUCGAAUACAGCCAUCUAAAUAACGAAGUCAUCGGCUCUUCCAAAGUCGAAGAACGUCUCAGCCGUCGCGCCGAACAAGCCAAUGAUCCUCUACAAGGCGACAAACAAGUGUUCGACACAUCCUCCCAACCCACCCAAACCAGCAGCUCCAACGGCAACUCACACAGAUACGACAAUUUCAAAAUCCGUACCGAAGACGGCAGCAAAACAAUCCGAUUCAAGUUUCAUCCUUCACAGGAUGUACGGAAACGCCAGUUUUGUAGUAUGGCGCAGAAAUUCGGGUUUCCGAAUGCGACGGAGUUUGCGCUUGUGGUUGAAGGGAUGACGCAGGCGCAGAGACGGGCUUGUCUUGAGAGGUGGUAUAGGGAUAGGAGGGAGAUGCUUUUGAAGGAGGGUGGGGGAAAUGUUCAAUCCGAGGAGGAUAUCAAGUCUGAGGAUGCUGCUCAGACUGAUGCUUAA
Messenger RNA from Talaromyces stipitatus ATCC 10500, 3159 nucleotides. RefSeq names its product DNA excision repair protein (Rad26L), putative. Lineage: Eukaryota; Fungi; Ascomycota; Eurotiomycetes; Eurotiales; Trichocomaceae. The record is from RefSeq and is a predicted model, not a curated record. The transcript has 2 exons. Gene Ontology annotation, molecular function: ATP-dependent chromatin remodeler activity; ATP binding. The coding region runs from base 1 to 3159 and encodes 1052 amino acids.